AUGCCGGGGAAGGACGUCGACGCGCCCGCGGCGGAGCCGAUGGAAACGAGCAGCGCGGGCGCUGGGAGCGGCGCGCAGGAGGCGCGGAAGGGGAAGAAGAAGAAGAAGGCGCAACAGGGGGAAGGGGGGAGCGGAAGCCUUCCGCCGCACCUGGAGGAGCUGCGCUCGCGCGUGAUCUGCGACAUGGACGCGCCGAAACAGGUGCGCGGCGGAGGGGGGAUGGGAGGGGUCGAGGGCGGAAGAGUUGCGCGGAAGGUGCAGUGGUUGCGCGUAAGAGGAAGAGAAGCGUGCGUGAGGCAGAACGACCGUUGGGAAGGGCGUUGGCGAGAAACGGGAAAAGGGCUUGGCAAGAUCGAGGGGUCCUGGCACAGCGGCGAGCAGAUAUGGCGCAGAGGGGUGGCUGGAGAGCCACGAGGGCGCGGCACGUGCGGUGCAGGCGAGAUGGCACCGUGGAUGCUGGUGCUGAUGCUGAUGCUGGCCCCUCCUUUCCCCCCCUCCCAUUUCCGCCUCCGCUUUCAUGACCCUCCGUCCCGCUCCGCCUUUCCUCUUCCUCCUUUCGUCCUCCUCAUCAUUCCUUACCACCUUCUUCCCCCCUUCGCCCCUCCUCCCUCCCCACUGCUGCAGACUCACGCGCUGCAGUAUUCAGGCGCCUUUGCCGCGCUGGGCGUGGACAACAGCAUGACUCUGGAGCGCUUCAGACGGGAAUUGACGGUGGAGAUCGUGUCGCAGUCAGCGGACGGCCACGAUCUCGUCUUUGACCUCGUCGGCAUCGAUGCUGCGCUCGCCAACGCCUUCCGUCGGAUACUCAUCGCUGAGGUACCAACGAUGGCGAUAGAGAAGGUGUUGAUGGCCAACAACACGUCGCUAGUGCAGGACGAGGUGCUCUCGUGUGUGUCGGUCUUACUCCCUCAUUGCCCUGUUCUCCCUCUUGCCUUCCCUCCCCCCCUCAUGCAGGUACCAACGAUGGCGAUAGAGAAGGUGUUCAUGGCGAACAACACCUCUCUAGUGCAGGACGAGGUGCUCUCGCAUCGCCUCGGCCUCGUGCCCAUCGCUGUCGACCCCCGCCUCUUCGACUUCCCCUCAGAGGACGGCAUGGCGAGUGAGAGCAACACCAUCGUCUUCAAGCUCGACUACAAGUGCACACGCAACCCGCCUGCUGACGGCUCCAGACACGGCACGGUGCAGUCAAAGCAUCUGGUGUGGCAGCCCAACGGCAGCACGUACCCGCCCGACCGCCCCACCAAGUUCACCUCCUUUGGUCGCCCGCAGAGCGAGCUGCAUGACUUCGCCACUCGCCCCCCCGCCCCCACCUACCCCGACAUCACCCUUGCCAGGCUGCGACCCGGGCAGGCCAUCGAAUUGGAGGCGCAUGCAGUGAAGGGCAUCGGCCGCACGCACGCCAAGUGGUCACCUGUUGCUACUGCCUCCUACCGCAUGCUGCCAGAGGUGAGUCCUACCGCAUGCUGCCAGAGUGGGCCAUUGGUUGGAGGGCGGAUGGCUGCGGCAGUGGGCCAUUGGUUGGAGGGCGGAUGGCUGCGGCAGUGGGCCAUUGGAGGGCGGAUGGCUGCGGCAGUGGGCCAUUGGUUGGAGGGCGGAUGGCUGCGGCAGUGGGCCAUUGGAGGGCGGAUGGCUGCGGCAGUGGGCCAUUGGAGGGCGGAUGGCUGCGGCAGUGGGCCAUUGGAGGGCGGAUGGCUGCGGCAGUGGGCCAUUGGAGGGCGGAUGGCUGCGGCAGUGGGCCAUUGGAGGGCGGAUGGCUGCGGCAGUGGGCCAUUGGAGGGCGGAUGGCUGCGGCAGUGGGCCAUUGGUUGGAGGGCGGAUGGCUGCGGCAGUGGGCCAUUGGAGGGCGGAUGGCUGCGGCAGUGGGCCAUUGGAGGGCGGAUGGCUGCGGCAGUGGGCCAUUGGAGGGCGGAUGGCUGCGGCAGUGGGCCAUUGGAGGGCGGAUGGCUGCGGCAGUGGGCCAUUGGAGGGCGGAUGGCUGCGGCAGUGGGCCAUUGGUUGGAGGGCGGAUGGCUGCGGCAGUGGGCCAUUGGAGGGCGGAUGGCUGCGGCAGUGGGCCAUUGGUUGGAGGGCGGAUGGCUGCGGCAGUGGGCCAUUGGUUGGAGGGCGGAUGGCUGCGGCAGUGGGCCAUUGGUUGGAGGGCGGAUGGCUGCGGCAGUGGGCCAUUGGUUGGAGGGUGGAUGGCUGCGGCAGUGGGCCAUUGGAGGGCGGAUGGCUGCGGCAGUGGGCCAUUGGAUGGAGGGCGGAUGGGUGGUGUUUGUGUUGCGCAAAGCGGUGGAGGGGCAGAUGGUGGUGUUCCGCAAGGCAGUGGAGGGGGAGAUGGCAGAGCAGCUAGUGGCAAAGUGCCCCAUGAACGUGUUUGAUAUCGAGGACAUGGGCAAUGGCAUCCAGAGGGCAACAGCCCCACGUGCACGCAACUGCACGGUGUGUCGGGAGUGCAUCAGGGAGGAGGGGUGGGGCGACUACAUUCAGCUCAGAAGAAAACGGGACCACUUCAUUUUCUCAGUAAUGAGCAUGGGAGCGCUGCCGCCCAACGUGCUAUUCACAGACGCAUUCAACCUGCUGGAGGGAAUCCCAACCUUUCCUUUUCUCUCUUUUCUCCGUUUUCGUCCCCCCUCCCACUCCUCCCACCUUCCAUUCACCACACACCACAGUCUCAGUGGAGAGCACGGGAGCACUGCCCCCCAACGUGCUCUUCACAGAGGCAGUCAAGCUGCUGGAGAGCAAGGCCAGGCGCCUUGCCACUGA
Molecule: messenger RNA, 2745 nt
Organism: Closterium sp. NIES-65
Lineage: Eukaryota; Viridiplantae; Streptophyta; Zygnematophyceae; Desmidiales; Closteriaceae
Source: the annotation of a GenBank genome assembly